Scatophagus argus is the source of this 6469-nucleotide messenger RNA. RefSeq names its product lysine-specific demethylase 6A-like. The record is from RefSeq and is a predicted model, not a curated record. Gene Ontology annotation, molecular function: chromatin DNA binding; histone H3K27me2/H3K27me3 demethylase activity; RNA polymerase II cis-regulatory region sequence-specific DNA binding. The transcript has 29 exons. NCBI's taxonomy places the organism in Eukaryota, Metazoa, Chordata, Actinopteri, Scatophagidae. Gene Ontology annotation, cellular component: MLL3/4 complex. The coding region runs from base 1 to 4491 and encodes 1496 amino acids. Gene Ontology annotation, biological process: heart development; regulation of gene expression.
AUGCAAUCGUGCGGUGUGUCUGUCGCCGUUGCUGCCUGCGCUGCUGCUCGGAGUCUAGGCUCGGCUUCUUCUGGUGGUGAUGAGGGAAAGAAAAUGGCGGCGGGAAAAGCGAGUGAAACAGAGGAGGACUUUCCGACACUGACAGCCCAGGAGAGGGACAGUUUGGUCGGGAUCGACAGCUCACUGUUUGGAUUUCAGAAGCUUCAUGAAGAUGGCGCCAGAACGAAGGCCCUGUUGAUGAAGGCUGUCCGCUGCUACGAUUCGCUCAUCCUGAAGGCCGAGGGCAAAGUGGAGCCGGAGUUAUUCUGCCAGCUCGGCCACUUCAACCUCCUCUUGGAGGAUUACCCGAAAGCAUUAUCGGCAUACCAGAGGUACUACAGUUUACAGUCAGACUACUGGAAGAAUGCUGCCUUUCUGUAUGGCCUGGGAAUGGUCUACUUCCACUAUAAUGCCUUUCAGUGGGCGAUUAAAGCAUUCCAGGAGGUGCUGUACAUUGACCCAGGGUUCUCCCGGGCCAAAGAGAUCCACCUACGCUUGGGUCUCAUGUUCAAGGUCAACACAGACUAUGAGUCAAGCCUAAAGCAUUUUCAGCUGGCUUUGAUUGACUCCAACCCCUGCACUUUGUCCAAAGCUGAAAUUCAGUUCCACAUUGCUCAUUUGUAUGAGAUACAGAAGAGAUACCGGGCUGCCAAGGAGGCCUAUGAGAGCCUCCUGCAGACGGAGGAUCUUCCUGCACAGGUGAAGGCCACUACUCUUCAGCAGCUAGGCUGGAUGCAUCAUACAGUGGAACAGCUCGGGGACAGAGCCAGCAGGGACAGCUAUGCCAUCCAGUGUCUGCAGAAAUCUCUGGAGGCCGACCCCAACUCUGGACAGUCCUGGUACUUCCUUGGCAGGUGCUACUCAAGUAUUGGGAAGGUCCAGGAUGCCUUCAUCUCCUAUCGGCAAUCCAUAGACAAGUCAGAGGCCAGUGCAGAUACCUGGUGCUCUAUAGGGGUGUUGUACCAGCAGCAGAACCAGCCCAUGGACGCCCUGCAGGCCUACAUCUGUGCCGUGCAGCUGGACCACAGCCACGCCGCUGCCUGGAUGGAUCUGGGCACGCUGUACGAGUCCUGCAACCAGCCGCACGACGCCAUCAAGUGCUACAUCAAUGCCACACGCAGCAAGGGCUGCACCAACACCACAGCGCUCGCCCACCGCAUCAAAUGCCUGCAGGCUCAGUUGAGUAACCCCCAGCUCAGUAGCCUACAGGGUAAAAGUAAAAUGCUCCCUCUUAUUGAGGAGGCAUGGAGUCUGCCAAUCCCAGCUGAGCUAACCUCCAGGCAGGGAGGCCUGAGCAGUGCACCACAGCAGGCUUGUAAGCCCAAUCAUAGUGCAGAGGGUGGGGGCUCGGGACAGUCUCUGCCCCCUCACGUGGGCUCGCUGGGCCAAGCGGAGGACCAGUCCUGCCCAGCUAAGAGGAGGAGAGCCUCCAGCCCUUCAAAGGCUGAUUCAUGGGCCAGUAACUCAGCACAGCAGCCAGUUCCCAACUGGUACCUCUCCCCUCAGAAGUUACAGUUGCUGGAACAGUUGCGGAGUAACCGGGCCAGCCUGAAGCCCCCACAGCUUCAGAUGUUGGGGCAGCUGGAGGCUCAGCUCACCAUGAUGCAGCAGCACCAGCACCAGAUGAGACAGAACGCCUCAGGAGGUCAGGUGCGCCCCUCUCUCCCCAACGGCCCCACCACCAACUCCCUUCCCUCCCCCAACCCCAGCCUUCAACCCACCCGGCCCCACCUGGGCCCCCACCGGCCCCAGUGCCCCUCUCAGCCGCUGGCCAACGGGCCCAUGGGGCCUGGGACACAUGGACACUCAGACUCCCUCCCAGUGGGUAGUAACAGUAGUAGUAAUAAUCAGUCAGGGCCCACGGCCACAGGACCCAACGGAGACGUGCCUUACCUGCAACCUGCCGGCAGCGGCGACGCAGCACUGCUACCUCACACCUGCACAAGCACGCAAACACAGGACACCACGCCACGCCAGGCCCUGCACCUAAACUCCUCUCAGGGGCUUCAGAAGGGGUCUGUUCCUCACGCGACGGGCUCCAGUGGUGAGGGGACCAUCUCUCACCCCGAGACCCCCAACUCCACCGCCCCUGUGCACCCCAACAAUCAGGUUGGACAUUCCACUAGCACCCCAUCGCCACAGCAGCAGGCUCACAACCACCUCCCGUCCCCACCCUCCCUGCCCCACUCCUCUACCUCAGGUGGAGCAGCACCCGGUGCGUCCGCUACCAAAGAUAGCAACACCGCAGCCACCCGUGUCACUGCAGCCGCAUCCCUGGACAACGGGGGCUCCGAGGGCAAGGUGCCGUCGCCGCUGCCAUCAGCUGAUGGAAAAAUAGCGCAGGCAGAUGGCCUAGCCAAUCAUAUACACUCGGAGGAAGGUGGCAAGGUGGCAGAAGGUGGUGAGAAGCAGAGCCUUAGCGCAGACAAUCCUAGACUAUCUGCCCUGCUGGCAGGGGGGAAGGGCCCUGAGGAGGGUGAGGGACCAUCAGAAGGGACAGCAUCCACCACACCCGAGUCCCACAAGAAAAUCAACAACAUCCACCCAGCCGUCCUGCCCUCUACCCCCCACGCACAGGGCAGUUCAGCUGCCUCUUCGCCCAUCUCUGCCAUGUCCACCGCCACACCCUCACCCAAGUCCUCAGAACACACCCAAACAGGCGCCAACAGUCCCACCACCACCACCACAACCACCACUGCAUCUACUGCGCCCGCUGUGAACGGUAACGGCAAAGGAGGCAUCUCUGAGGACUCUCAAAGCCCACUCAAGGCUGAGCCGCCCACCGUCACUAGCCUCAAAGCUACGCCACCGCACGGACACAGCUCCUCUUCCUCAUCAUCGUCAUCUUCGAUAUCCAUCUACCCCAGCUCCACAGACGUGCUAAAGGCCUGCAGGAACCUGGGGAGGAACGGCCUCUCCAACAGCAGCAUCCUCCUCGAUAAGUGCCCCCCGCCCCGGCUGCCUCCUCCACCCUCACCAGCCCUGCCCAAAGACAAGCUCAACCCCCCGACACCCAGCAUCUACCUGGAGAACAAGAGGGAUGCUUUCUUCCCCCCACUGCACCAGUUCUGCACAAACCCCUCCAAUCCCGUCACCGUCAUCAGAGGACUGGCUGGAGCUCUCAAACUGGAUUUGGGUCUGUUCUCCACAAAGACGUUGGUGGAGGCCAACCCGGACCACCUGGUGGAGGUCUGGACGCAGCUCUCUCAACCAGCUGAUGAGAAUUGGGACCCGGCAGGCACAAAGAAAAUGUGGCGGUGCGAAAGCGCCCGCUCUCACACCACCAUCGCCAAAUACGCUCAGUAUCAGGCUGCUUCUUUCCAGGAGUCCCUGCGGGAGGAAAAUGAGAAGAAGGCACUAAAGGAGCCCUCGGACACAGAGGCGGCAUCAGCAGAGAGUGUUGCACGCAAAAGAAGGGGGCCCUUAAAGCACAUCAAAUUCGGAACCAACAUCGACGUGUCUGAUGAAAGGAAGUGGAAGCAGCAACUCCAGGAGCUCAGUAAGCUGCCGGCCUUCGCUCGAGUCGUGUCGGCCGGCAACCUGCUCAGUCACGUCGGUCACACCAUCCUGGGUAUGAACACGGUCCAGCUCUAUAUGAAAGUCCCUGGGAGCAGGAUACCAGGUCACCAGGAACACAACAACUUCUGCGCCGUCAACAUCAACAUUGGACCAGGAGACUGUGAAUGGUUUGCAGUACCAGAGCCCUACUGGGGAGUGAUGAGCAACUUCUGUGAAAAGAACAACAUCAACUUCCUGAUGGGCUCGUGGUGGCCCAACCUGGAGGACCUGUACGAGGCCGACGUACCCGUCUAUCGCUUCAUCCAGCGUCCAGGCGACCUGGUGUGGCUCAACACCGGCACUGUCCACUGGGUGCAGGCCAUCGGCUGGUGCAACAACAUCGCCUGGAACGUAGGACCUCUCACCGCCCACCAGUACAAGCUGGCCGUGGAGCGUUACGAGUGGAACAAGCUUCAGAGCGUCAAGUCCGUGGUUCCCAUGGUGCACCUCUCCUGGAACAUGGCACGCAACAUCAAAGUGUCGGACCACAAGCUGUUUGAGAUGAUCAAGUACUGCCUUUUGCGGACGCUGAAGCAGUGCCAGAGGGUGAAGGAAGCCUUGGCGUCAGCCGGCAAGGAAACGGUGCUGAGGCCGAGGACCAGGGACGAGCCGGCCCACUACUGCACCAUCUGUGAGGUGGAGGUGUUCAACCUGCUGUUUGUGCGCCGCGAGCUCCUGUCCAAGAAGCAGUACGUGGUCCACUGCCAGGACUGUGCCAGGAAAGGCAGCGCCACGCUGGACAACUUUGUGGUGCUGGAGCAGCACAGGAUGGAGGACCUGAUGCAGGUCUACGACCAGUUCACAUUAGUAAGUCACCAGACUGAGCGAGAGACGGACUCAAGGCGCUUUGUUUCUUCUGUCAAACUCAAAGAAAACUCCAGUGCAUUUAAGUGAAUCGGCCAAACAAGUAAUGAUUUAUCUCAAAUCUCAAGGAAAAGUUUUGAUGUUUUCAAAAAAACAAAAAAAAAAAACAAACCCAUGCAAACAACUAUGUACUAUAGACUGCUGUUGAAGAGCAAGUUUUCAUUCCAACCAGACAAAAAACUAGUGAUUGACUGAAUAGAUGCCUUUAACCAAUGAAUUACUUCACUCAAGUUGUGGUUUUUGUUUUGUUUUUUUUUUGUUUUGUUUUUUUAAGGAGGUAAAAAAAAAAUCCUAAUGUUUGCACUGCCACAUUUCUUAUCACUGCUUUUAAAUCACCUUCCCAUUAAAACCCGACACCUCAAACACGGAGCCAGGAUGUUGUGUAAUAAAGUGUAUAAGGUGACCAGUGAUGGGUGUGGUUCCUCCUGACACUACAUCAGUACGGACAUUUUGACAAAACCAGCUUUAGUUUAGUUUAUUGUGAGCAAUUUAUGUAAGCCUGCGGAAGUUUAUUUUCAGCCCACGUAAUUAACACAGACGCCAGAUCAGAUAUACCUGCAGUACAGUUUGCUAAUAUUUGUGCUUUUCUUGCGGCAUAACGGCAGUUUGACCACAAAGGCGUUGAAGCCUGUGACUCCACUAAUUCCCGUGUACCAUCUUCCUCCCCAGGCCCCCCCUCUUCAUUCAUCUUCAUCUUGACAUUAGGUUUCUUCUUCUGCUUCUUCUUCUUCUUCUUCUUCUGCUGUGGAGCCAUGACGCCCAUUUACAGGAAAGUUGUAUUAAGAUUUUUUUUAAAAAAAAAAAAGAAAGAAAAAAAGGAAAAAGGAAAAAAAAAAAAGAACAAACAUCUACAUACGCGGACCAUUUCUGAUAUUCAGGAAAGCCAAGGCCGUCUCCCCACCCUCACCACAUGGCUGGUCUCCAUUGCGACGGCUGGAGGCUGAGGCGGCCGAGUGUGUCUGUCUAUGCAACCUGUUUGAAGUGCUGGAGCCUUGCCCUCGCACGGGUAGGAGGCGCCACCGAGCUCGCCAACAGGACUUCUUUCUCUUUUCUCCCCAACCCCCACCCUCUAGUGACAAUGGUCCCACCCUGUUUUAAUGGAGGACUUAAUCAAAAACGGUUGGGAAUGGGGGGGACGAAGGGAGGGAGGAGUGGGAUUCUUAAUGCGUGAUAAAAAUGUUUUGUAGAUAUUUGUCAACUGUCACAACUGGCAACACCACCCGUAAAAAAACUACUGACUUGAUGACCUUUCUCUCUCUCUCUCUCUCUCUCUCUCUCUCUCUCUCUCUCUCUCCCUCCCUCCCUCUCUCUAUUUCUUUUUCUAUUCUGGUAACAGGAUGAAUUGUUGGCUUUGAUUUCUAGAACCCCCCCUCCCAACUUAUGUUCUGUUUUUCCUUCUAAGGAGCACUAGACUAACUGGUCAUUUUUUCUAUAAUAGAUAGUAAUUUUAAGACUCUUUCGACAGCAAAAUCUCCCAAAAAAAUUUGUAAUGUGAAGAGUUUAGGUGAUUAUUUUUUCUUUUUUUUUUUCUUUUUUUUUUUACAGCUUUUAUGUUUUAUCUUUGUGUUGUUCUUUUCAUAACUAUGACAUUUUGUUUGUUUCUUAGUUAAAAAAAAAAGAGAAAAAAAUUUAGGAAAAAAAAAACUUACUAGCCAAGUCACAAAGAGAAAUGGGUUGCACAUAGACUUAUGGAAUAAAGUUUAAUUUGUGAUUUUUUUUUUGUUUGUUUGUUUGUUUCGUUAUGUUUCUAAUCUUGAUGUAAAUUUACACUAUUUAUAAAUACAUAUUUAUUGCUUGAAAAUAUUUGUUGAUGGAAUGCUGUUAUUUUUUCCAGAGUACCUGCCAUUAAAUUUUAAGGAGUUUUGUCAUUUUAACACAACUCCUCUUACAUUUUCUAUAUAUAAAUAAAAUUGCCUAGCAAGCAUUGUACAGAAACGGACAUUUAAAAUUGUUUUAUUGUUUGAAGAAUGUUUUAUGAUGAGUCAAUAAACACAAAGUUGUCAAAUUA